Messenger RNA from Aplysia californica (California sea hare), 2565 nucleotides. Its product is annotated as histone PARylation factor 1. The record is from RefSeq and is a predicted model, not a curated record. Bases 32 to 1396 code for a protein of 454 amino acids. Gene Ontology annotation, cellular component: nucleus. Lineage: Eukaryota; Metazoa; Mollusca; Gastropoda; Aplysiida; Aplysiidae. Gene Ontology annotation, molecular function: poly-ADP-D-ribose binding; histone binding. Gene Ontology annotation, biological process: DNA damage response; regulation of protein ADP-ribosylation. The transcript has 7 exons.
GUAAGCAAGUAAAGAAACUGAAACAAGAAAAAUGGCGGCAGUUCCCAAGCAGAAAAUAACACAGACUAAGCCAGAUUGCAAAUAUGGUAGUAAAUGCUACCGCAAAAACACCCAGCAUUUGCAGAACUACUCGCAUCCGCGUGGAAACGAUGAAGAGGAAAGCUCUGAAGACCCACCUACUGUGAGAACCAGGAAAGGCAACAAAGAUGUUAAAGGAAAUGAAAAGAAGACAAUCAGAGAUUAUUUUGGGAAAACCCAUGAUUUAUCAGAAUCAGAUGAAGACGAUGAUGGACCAAAGACGAAAAAGGCAAAGACUGACAGUUCUUCAAAAGAUGUUGCUUCUUCUAGCAGUGAAGUGGUUGAAACUAAUUCUUCCAAAGAGGCUCAGGAAAAUGAUGAAGAUGUGGAAGAGGAAGACGAUGAGGCCCCAGCAUCACCUGAGGACAUCAAAGAAAGUAUCAAGGCAAAAUUCCUCGUUGAAAUGCCCGAGGAUUUUUUCCUCUUCUGGGAGUUUUGCAAGUGUCUGAAUCCAUCAAAACCUCAAGAUGCCUUGAAGAAAAGUUUGAGCCUUCGACUGGUUGGACCCUUUGAUGUUGUAGCGGGGCGCCAUAAAGGCGUGACGAGAAAUAAGAGAGGGCGGAGGCCCAACUUCCUGUUACACUACAGAUACUACUACGACCCACCGGAGUUUCAAACUGUUAUUGCUGCCGACGAUGACACAAAGUUUCAUCUGGGAUAUUAUAGAGACGACCCCCAAGAAACUCCUGUGUUUGUGGCAAGCAACUCCCCCGGCCAGCCGCCCAGGGAUAAAAUCCAUCAGUGCGGGGAAAACCUGUUUGCAGCUGUGCACAUUUAUGCAUCUAAACAAGUCAAGACAGCAGCAGCAAAUAAAAAGAAGGACAUCCAGACUCUGAUCAAGUCCAUUGAGGAGGCAGCAGCCAAACAUAAGCUUCCCCUGGAGGCUUCCACCAAACAGAUGAAAAGCCGUCAGAAGAAGGUGGUCUGCCCGACGUUCCACAGUGCGGGUAUCGUGGUGCCGGUAGACGACAACGAAGUGGGCUACAGGCCUGUGCCAGAGACCAUCGGCGAUUUGCGCGCCAUGUUCCGAAAGAUCUCGGAGUCGAAGGGUGAGUCGGAGCGAGAUAAAAACAUGGAGGAUCUGCACGAGCUGAUCACAUUGGUCCAGUUUGCCAACGACGAGUGUGACUACGGCGAGGGCCUGGAGCUGGGUCUCGACCUCUUCUCCUUUGGAGGAAAAAUCUUUCACUCACAAAUAGAAACCCUUUUGCCUUUGGCGUAUCAGCUGUUGAAGAGGAAUGAGUUCUCCAAGAUUAUCGAGGCCCAUUUGAAGAGGCGACCGGGGGUCACGGAAUGUGUGGAUGAACUGUUGUCGUAGCUGAUUGUUUCACCUAGAGUGGUGUCUCCCGUUCGCGUGCACUUCUUGAUCUUUGAACCUAUUUUCCACUAUUUCCGGCUUCCUACUUUCUUUUUCAACUAUUCCAUUCAAGAAAAUAUUGACCUAUAAAAUGGUCUUGCUCAUAGUUGCAAAUUUUUUUAACGCUGUGUGCCCAACAGUUUUUCCAACCUUGGGGAUUUUCUUUACUGUGCGUGCAUAUCUUCUCUGUACGUACAUGGGAUUCCUUACUGUGCGUGCAUAUCUUCUCUGUACGUACAUGGGAUUCCUUACUGUGCGUGCAUAUCUUCUCUGUACGUACAUGGGAUUCCUUACUGUGCGUGCAUAUCUUCUCUGUACGUACAUGGGAUUCCUUACUGUGCGUGCAUAUCUUCUCUGUACGUACAUGGGAUUCCUUACUGUGCGUGCAUAUCUUCUCUGUACGUACAUGGGAUUCCUUACUGUGCGUGCAUUCAUAUAUACAAGUUGAAAGCCAACAGAAGAGAAAUCUGAUAACAUUUGUGCAUUAACUGAUUCCGUCCAUUCGGCCGCUGACAGCGGCUCUGACUUUCUCCACUGCAUCCGUUCGGCCGCUGUGAGCGGCUCAACGAAAUCCGAAACAAAUGUGCACUUUUUAACUUGGUUCCUACUUUAUAAGUUGUCGAAAGGAAGUAGUACUUGUAAACAAACCUGACUUCAAUCUCUGAGCGCCAAUAUCAAUCGAAACUCCGCGAAAUUCUUUCAAAAAUCGUUGUUUUGUUGUCGCUAUGUAGGCUAGAUCUAAGGGUAAAUAACACGUAGCCAGGUAUAAGAAAAAGGCCCUUCAAAGACAGAUAUUCAACUAACUUCGUGAAAUUCUUGCAUAAAUGUGUGCUAGGGUGAUAUCGCUACAAUUUUGUGUUGUUUCCUUUGGAUUAUAAGGACUUGUAGAGCUGAGAAAAUGCUGUAAGUCGAAAUUUUCAAAUAGGUGUUGCACAAUUUUUUUUCAUCAUUCGUUUUUGUCUGACGCAAAAUACCAAUACAAACAGAUUAUAGGUCAUUGUUAUUGAUAUAAACAGAUUCGCACAGGCUAAAAAUCUUGAUGCCACCCAGGAAUUUGUCAGUACAUGUAAUAGUCUGAUAACGCAACAUUUGUAACAUGUAGGUUCUGCAUUACAAACGUGGUGUCGCCA